AUGGUCUUUAUCUUCCUCUUCUCGCUCAGCAACUCGUACAUCAACACGACCGCCGCGCCGUACGUGGCACUCUACUGGACCAAGGUCGAGACGCUCAACACGGCGUUGACGAGCAUUUUGGGUGGCCUCGUCUUUGCGAGCGUGCUCGCAGCCACGGGCAAGUAUGGCACCCAGUGGAACUGGCGCUACGUGCUCGUGCUCACGGCCAUUGGUGCAAAUGUGAUUGAUGCGGUCGUGGUCUAUUGUACCAUCUACGACGUGCUCUGCAGUCAGUGGUUCUUCCUUGGCGUCCUGCUCACGACGCAGCUGCCGUUGGGCAUCAACUUUGUCGUUGGCACGUCUGCAUCAUCGAGCUCGCCGAAGAAGGCAGCAAAGGUGAAACAGCUUGCUCUCGCCAUCCGGACGGCGCAGACGACGAAGAAAAAGAACACGAACAAGAACAACGGCUUUGAGACGCCCGCGGCGACUGCGUCCAAGAAGACGCCGCGCACGGACGACCUCGACGGCGCGCCUCCCUCGAAGAAGGCCAAGGCCAAGGCGCCGGUCCCCGAGAAGCUCGUCGUGCCGCCCAAGCCGCGGACGCUCGCCGAACCGCUCCAGUCGACGACGCUGCGCACGGUCCCGCGUGCGCCGACGCCGGCAGAGCUCAAGAAGAAGGCGCUUUUGGCGCGCGACUCGGUCGACGACUCGGACUUGCCGCCGCUCGUCGAUGUUGACGAAACAGCUGGCGCGCUUGUGUCGCCGGUCGUCUCGCCGCGUCGUCACGGUUCCAGCCAGCUGGAUGUGGCGGCGCUCAUGCGCCAUAUGGCAGACGAGAACGCUCGGUCGAUGCGCCUCAUCUUGGAAGCCAGCGCGGCGCAGUCGCGUGUCCUCGCGGAGGACAACUUGCGGGCCGCGCGCGCUAUGGCCAACGAGAACACCGAGCAGUCCCAACAGCUCAUGCUCGCGAUCAUCGAUCGACUCGCUUUGCUACCGACGCCAGCAGCUGCUCCCGCGCCCGUGCACGAGCCGCUGGCUCCGAUGCAUGGUGGCGAGGCGAAGCUGCGCCACGACCGGUGCUAG
This is a messenger RNA of Saprolegnia diclina VS20, 1062 nucleotides long. RefSeq lists its product as hypothetical. NCBI's taxonomy places the organism in Eukaryota, Oomycota, Saprolegniomycetes, Saprolegniales, Saprolegniaceae. Bases 1 to 1062 code for a protein of 353 amino acids. The transcript has 3 exons. The record is from RefSeq and is a predicted model, not a curated record.